AUGUUACUUACAAGCAUGAUCAGUCCAUCGCUGAAGAUUGUUCUUCAAUUCCUCGGCGUGUGGCCGGACAUGCCAUACACUUUUUUUCGCCGGCUGAUUUUGAUGUCAAGUAUAUUGAUUGUCCAUUAUUUUCAGCAAUUGUACCUAUUUGCGAACUACAAAUUCAGCGAACUGCAGAAUCUUAUAAGCCCCUUAGCAGUGACAAUAUAUUACAUUAUGACGAUCCUUAAGCUGACGACACUUUGGGUGAAUCGUCGCAUGAUUCGUAAAAUACUGACUGCUAUGGACACUGAUUGGCGCGAGUGCGUUAAGAUCGAUCAGCAUUUGCACUUAAUGAGGACGAGAGCUAGCAACUCGCACUUUUGCACAAUCGUUUUGUUGAGUUUCGACAUACUUACCGCCAUGAUCUACUACGGCGCUGAUAAUGCGAUAGCGAUCAUACAUGUGGUGAAGGGUGACAAUUAUACUUCACGACCGUUUCCUAUGAAGGUGUUAUUUCCUUUUGAGGCUGAGCAAUCGCCCUUCUACGAGUUGCUCGUCGUCUUAUUAUUUCUGAACGGAGUAUUAACGGCGUGUACGGUUGGUGCUAUAAACGGGCUAAUUUUUUCUCUGGUGUUUCAUGUGAGCGGACAAAUCGAUAUCAUAUAUCAUGAGUUGAAAACUAUGUCUGUGAAAGUAUCUUACAACGGAUCUGCUGAAUUUACAAUACAAAUGCUUGUCGAAAAGCACAAUAAAGUCAUCGAGUUUGCCAAUAAUGUCGAUAAGCUAUAUUCUUUCAUAACCUUUUUGCAAGUUUUUCCUAAUACAUCAGUCAUCUGUUUGCUAGCAGUCAUCGCAAUCACAUCUAUUUAUAGUGAAAAUGACGUCGGCCUGGUGCAAAGCGGAUUAGCUUAUAUAGCCAUAACGGCGGAAAUAUUUAUAUAUUGUUUUAUUGGAGAAUAUCUUGGUACUAAGAGUAGGUCACUCGCUGAUGCAGGGUACGACUCUUUAUGGUACAAUAUGUCACCUAGUUACAGUAAAAAUAUAUUGUUCAUAAUAAUGAGAUCUCAGAAACAACUGACUAUCACGGCCGGAGGAUUAAUGAAUUUAUCAUUAGAAGUCUUCACAAGUAUCAUGAAAACUUCAGCAUCAUUUAUAUCUGUUUUGAAUGCAACGUAUUAA
Messenger RNA from Odontomachus brunneus, 1161 nucleotides. Its product is annotated as odorant receptor 4-like. Gene Ontology annotation, cellular component: plasma membrane. The coding region runs from base 1 to 1161 and encodes 386 amino acids. The transcript has 6 exons. Gene Ontology annotation, molecular function: olfactory receptor activity; odorant binding. Gene Ontology annotation, biological process: sensory perception of smell; detection of chemical stimulus involved in sensory perception of smell. NCBI's taxonomy places the organism in Eukaryota, Metazoa, Arthropoda, Insecta, Hymenoptera, Formicidae. The record is from RefSeq and is a predicted model, not a curated record.